CCCUCAGCCCGCCUCCAUCCCGCGGGGGACUGCCGGGCCGCUCCCGCCCCGGGGGAGCGGCGCUCGCCGGUCGCCUGCAGGGCCCGCUCAGGCCGCUCGCUGAGGAGACUCCCCCACAGCCGCCCCGCCCGGUAACGGCCGCCCCCGCCGGGCGGGAGCUCGGCGCGGCACCGCCCCCGGCAAAGAUGGCGUGGCGAGCGCUGCGGCGGGUCGGGCCGGUGCUGGCGCCGCGCUGCCCGCGCUUUUCGCCGCUGCCGCGGGUGCCCGCGGCCCGGAGGUUAGCCACCAGCUCGCUGGUGCUGUCCGCCCGUAAAUUCACAGACAAGCAUGAAUGGAUAUCUGUCGAAAAUGGCAUUGGAACAGUAGGAAUCAGCAAUUUUGCACAGGAAGCAUUAGGAGAUGUUGUUUACUGUAGUCUUCCAGAAAUUGGGACAAAAUUGAGUAAACAUGAUGAGUUUGGAGCUUUGGAAAGUGUGAAGGCUGCUAGUGAACUUUAUUCUCCUCUCUCAGGAGAAGUUACUGAAGUUAAUGCUGCCCUUGCAGAUAAUCCAGGGCUCGUCAAUAAAUCUUGUUAUCAAGAUGGUUGGCUUAUCAAGAUGACUGUGGAAAACCCUGCUGAACUUGAUGAACUGAUGAAUGAAGAUGCCUAUGAGAAAUACAUAAAAUCCAUUGAAGAGUGAGCUGGAAUAUUAAAAUAAAUCCAUAUAAAAUAUUUCAGUGUAGUUUGUCAUCAAUCAGUGAAGUACAGAAUAUCCAGUUUUGGCAACCUGAAAAAUACCACUUAUGAUCAUAUAUACAAGGCCAUAAAUAAUUACAGUGAUACAAAUGUUUAACAUCUGCAUACCUGUGAGGGCUUUUUAUUCUGUUGUCUGAUUUUUGUAACUUCAGGAAGCUAUCUAUAAUAUUUUGGGAAACAAAAUUUAUUUGCUAAAUAUACUUCCCAAGAUUUGUUUGACAAUCAAAUCUAGUAACAACAGCCAUAAUAUGGUAAUUCUGUUAGGCACGACUGUUCUUGUAACCUGGACUGCAGCUUUCCUUGAAUUACUUUUCUCUUGCUCCCAAGAUACUGAAAAGCAGAGUCUCUCUAACCUCCUAAUAUUUUUCCUAAUUAUAGUUGCAAAGCCAAUACCAAAAAAGGAGAAGCUGUAUCAACUACCUCUUUGCAUGAUUUUUUUCUUCUUUACAGAAUUUAUUAAUCCUUUGUUUUCCUUCCUCAUUUUACUACAUAAUCAAAUAGUUCUGUCUUUGCAGAAAGUAUGGUCCUUCUGAUUUCUAUGCUUUCUUAGUAUGCAAAACUCAUGCAACAAUAGUUUAUCAAGGUUCUAGAGUGGAUUGUUUAGGCUGUGUUUUUUGUCUAGUAAACACUACCUAUGCCACAAGUAAUUAAGGAAUUCUACAUCUUGUGCGUAGCAGUUGUGGUGAUUUCAGAAGAGUAGGUAACUUGUGAAAAUUGUGUGAUCAGUAAUAAUUUGACAUAUAAUCUAUCCAUGUGUGUCUGUCUUUAAGAUCAAGUAGGUUCCCUGCUGUAAUGACAUCACAGGAAUGAAACUAAAACUUUCACUUUGCAAACGAGUAAACUAAAGCAGCUGAUUCCAUUAGACUUAAUAUUUAAUGAAUCCCCAAAUCUGCACUCAAAUUUUAUGUGACAUCUAAGGGUGAAGUUGAGUUGUACAGACCUGCACUUUAAGAAAACAUAAUAGUGCAGCAGAGUUUCGAUCUAAAACUUCUUUCCUCAAUUUAAAAAUAACAAUUAGAAGCUAAGCACAAAACAGGAACAAAAACCAAGUGUCUGUAAGUUGAUCUAAGAGGAAGCAGGGGAAUGUUUAAUCCAUGUGAGAUGACAAAGGCAAAAUUCAUAUUCCUGUGGAAGUCCCUCUCAAAAGCACAGCCCUUUUAAAGUACAGACAUACACUACAGAAACCUUUCUAAUGUAUAAAAAUGUAGAGCUUUCUUUUACGAUCUAAAGGGAUGUCAAAGUAAUUGAUGUUUUUUUGAAAUCCUAGGAGCUAAUUUUUCCUGAAAGAGUCAUAGAUAAAAGCCCUGCGGAGAGAGACUCCACGGUGUAUUUAAGAUAGUUUUGUCUUUUCCUUAGGAGUUAAACUGCAAAGUGACUACGAGGAAAGAGUGGGUUUGACUGUUCCACAGGAGUCCUCACUUGGCAGUGGCUGAUAAACAAAAGGCUCUGGUAAACUUAGUAUAAGUGCUUUAAAAACUGUCAGCACUUAUCUGCUAUUUGCAGUGUUAUGCAGUAUUUACUGUGACAACAUCCAGGGCCCGGAGAGCUGGGAGCUUGACCCUGGCCUCUUACAGACUCCCUGUGGCCGUUUGGAUCUUCCCUUUCCCUUUGCACUUUCCAAAGGGAAAGAGAAAGUUUGUUUCAAAUUAGCAUGUGUGCAGGCAAGGAGAUAGGAAUUUGAUACUGUUUCUUCCACCUUAUUUUGUCCAACUUUACUAGAAAGUAAUAGGACCUUCAUUCAUUGCCAUGUAAUAAUAUAUGACCCUUAUCCAUCUCCCUUUAAAGGUUAGUCUGGAACAUUGUAAUGCAUUUUAAUACAAUUUUUACCUUAAAAUGUUUGUAUUCUUUCCUUUUGAUCAGUGAAAUAUGAAAUAGCAAUUUCUGUAAUCCCCUAAGGAACCUGGGGAAUAGUAAAAACUAGCAAAUCUGAUCUCUUCCUCAAGCUUUGCCCUCAUCUGUGUAUUAGCAGUGUUUAAAAGAUUACACCUGAGUAUGGAUAAACGACAACUUUCUGGAGAAACCAUCUGAAACAGAAUUCAACCUUUAUUUCAUGGUGUACUGUUGGAGAAUGGAUGUCCUUUUGCUUAAAAAGGAAGACUAUGAACUUCUAGGGGUUUAUGUCCUUAAAGUGAUUUAUUAAGUUUCUCAAUUAAUCUUAAAAUGGGAACAAUAAUACCUAUGUGCUUUUCUUGUGUGGUUUAUGCUGAGAGCUCUGGUGUUCUGCAGUGGGUUAGGCCAAAGGAUGUCUAUGGGCGCAAAUACUUUUCUCUUCCUACAAUCCACUCAACUACCUGAAUUACUCUGCCAAAAGAAUCUAUUCUUCCUUGUUUGAUGUAUGCUAUCCAAGCAGAUCUCCUGGCUUUUAAAAUAAUCCUAUAACUUCACUACGUUCAGUAGCAGCAAGAAGCCUCAGGCAGACCACCACGCACUGGUUAGAGCCAGACUCUGUAAGAGCACGAACGCAAAACUUGCCAACAGGACUCUAUAAUGAAUGCCUUGGAGUAAAUGUGUGUUAGCUUUGGUCUAUGAAACAAUUUUAAAUGCUUUUGUAUAAACUGUAGGGGAAAACAUCAAACUUGUUCACGAGUGUGCGCUUUUACAAAAAAUGAAUAAAGGAGAUGAUUUUUUACAAAAAUAA
Messenger RNA from Tyto alba (common barn owl), 3374 nucleotides. It is a transcript of the gene GCSH, whose product is annotated as glycine cleavage system protein H. The record is from RefSeq and is a predicted model, not a curated record. Gene Ontology annotation, biological process: protein lipoylation; glycine decarboxylation via glycine cleavage system. NCBI's taxonomy places the organism in Eukaryota, Metazoa, Chordata, Aves, Strigiformes, Tytonidae. The coding region runs from base 186 to 680 and encodes 164 amino acids. Gene Ontology annotation, cellular component: mitochondrion; glycine cleavage complex; cytoplasm. The transcript has 5 exons.